AUGGUGAUUGAACUGUUUGAUGUUUGGGGCCUUGACUUCAUGGUUCUAUUUGUGAGUUCGAAUGGGGUGAAGUACACACUUGUAGCAGUUGACUAUGUAUCUAAAUGGGUGGAAGCUAUUGCACUUUCAAACAAUGAAGGAAAGAGUGUCACCACAUUCCUGAAAAUAGAAUAUCUUCUCCAGAUUUGCAUAGCAACUCCUUAUAAUCUGCAGUCUAGUGGGCAAGUCGAAAUAUCAAAUAGAGAAAUUAAGCAAAUCCUUAGACUUUGUCGCUUGCCUGUAGAGUUAGAGAAUAAAGCGAUAUGGGCACUCAAAAAGUUGAGUCUAGAUUGGGAUGUUGCAUCAAGUAAAAUGUUGAAUGAGUUGAAUGAGCUUGAUGAGUUUCUCCUAAAAGCAUAUGAAAGUCAAAACUUGUAUAAGGAAAAGAUGAAGAAGUACCAUGAUCAAAAGAUCGAAAAACGUGAAUUUAUUCCCAAUGAUUUGAUACUUCUAUUUAAUUCAAGGUUGUGCUUGUUUCUUGGCAAGGUCAAUUCUAAGUGGACGGAGCCAUUUAGAAUUUUAGAAGUGUUCUCACACAGAGCAGUUGAACUCGAGAAUGAGAAAGGAUCAAGAUUCAAGGUAAAUGGUCAACAGAUCAAAAUCUACUUAAGUCAACCAAAGGAGGUAAAAGAGGUAAUAGAAGAAUAG
This is a messenger RNA of Solanum stenotomum, 687 nucleotides long. RefSeq lists its product as uncharacterized. Lineage: Eukaryota; Viridiplantae; Streptophyta; Magnoliopsida; Solanales; Solanaceae. The record is from RefSeq and is a predicted model, not a curated record. The transcript is spliced from 3 exons. The coding region runs from base 1 to 687 and encodes 228 amino acids. Gene Ontology annotation, molecular function: nucleic acid binding.